CUUCCACUACUGUGUCGCACAAAAGUGACGCGGUAUUUUUUGUACGUAAAACCAAAUAUGGCGGUGCUACUGCGAGCGAUACGUGCAGGAAGGGCAUUUCGGGGUCUCUGCAGCGUUGUGGUGGCACCAACAUCAAACCUUCAGCAUACCAGUCUCAAAAGAGGCUUCAGCGGUACUCAUCUAAGGCUUCAGGACGAAUCCACAUCAAACAAAUACACACACUCCCCUGGUCAAGAUCCAGCAACAGCUUCACAAAGAGACUCAGCUAACCCAUUUGCAGAUGAGUCCACCGGAGGGAGACAUAGUUACCAGGAUCAGGGUGGAGAGCAAGAUGAGGAGUAUGAAACAGAGGAGCAGGUUCAAGCUAAAAUCCUAAAUGCUGCUUUGGAAUUUGUCCCACAGCACGGCUGGACCUUGGAGGCCAUGGCAGCUGGGGCUGAGACAUUAGGUUUGUCAUCUGCUUCCACUGGUAUGUUCGACAAUGGAGCUGGAGACCUGGUCCUACAUUUCAUCGCUCACUGUAAUUCACAAUUGCGAGAGACACUCGCUGAACAACAAAAGCAGGUCCAGUUGGGCCAAGCAGAACCAAAGAAAACUGCUGACUUUCUGAGGGAUGCUGUGGAGGCUCGACUGAGGAUGCACAUCCCCUACAUAGAAACAUGGCCGCAGGCAAUGAGCAUUCUGCUCCUGCCUUACAACAUCCCUAAAAGUCUGGAACACCUUGCCACCCUAGUGGAUGACAUCUGGUACUAUGCUGGAGACAGAUCUACAGAUAUGAAUUGGUACAGUAAAAGAGCAGCACUGACUGGCAUCUAUAACACCACUGAGCUCGUGAUGCUUCAGGAUUCCUCCCCAGACUUCCAGGACACUUGGAACUUCCUCGACAACCGCAUUCAAGAUAUAGUCAACAUGGCAUCUUCUGCCAAACAGGUGCAGUCAACAGGCACAGCAGUGGUGCAAGGACUCAUGGGGGCUGCUGUAACCCUGAAGAAUCUCACCGGGAUAAACCAGAGACGAUGAUUCAAAACGACUUGACUGAACAGAUCCCAACCAUCUUCAUUGAACACGAAAUGGAAAUUAUAUAUUCAAAUAUAUUUAUUCUAUAUGGCCUGGUAUCUGUGCAUUUCUUGGUCAUUUGCAGGGCAAGAACUUUUGUCGUUUUGUUCGACUCGCCAAUAUUAACUCUUCUGUUCUGACCAUUUGUCUUCAAAAAUACAAAUACUCAGUAUUCAAAACUGGUUUUAUGUUUGUCAAUUUUUCUUUUUUUAAAGUUCUUGACGGUUGUCAGAUUGAAAAUAUUUGAAUAAGAAAAAGUGGAUUUUCAUUACCAAGUCGUUGAGCGCUUAAUCCUUUUCCCCCUUUAUAAAUCUGCUUGUAUAAUCCCUUACAUUUCAUUCUGGCAAUCAGCAGCACAAUAAAAAUAAAACUCACAGAAUUUUGA
Molecule: messenger RNA, 1441 nt
Organism: Hippocampus zosterae (dwarf seahorse)
Lineage: Eukaryota; Metazoa; Chordata; Actinopteri; Syngnathiformes; Syngnathidae
Gene: coq9
Product: coenzyme Q9 homolog (S. cerevisiae)
Exons: 9
Coding region: 58-1020 (320 amino acids)
Biological process (GO): ubiquinone biosynthetic process
Cellular component (GO): mitochondrial inner membrane
Molecular function (GO): lipid binding
Source: RefSeq, a predicted model, not a curated record